Molecule: messenger RNA, 414 nt
Organism: Mycotypha africana
Lineage: Eukaryota; Fungi; Mucoromycota; Mucoromycetes; Mucorales; Mycotyphaceae
Product: Stc1 domain-containing protein
Exons: 4
Coding region: 1-414 (137 amino acids)
Source: RefSeq, a predicted model, not a curated record
AUGAUCAGGAGCCCUCAUGCAUGCGUUAUUGUUCCCCCAUUCUGUGUGAUUCUAUUCCGAUCUAUAGCAAAACAGCCGCAGCAAUAUCAGACCUUAAAAUGUGUUUUCUGUCAGCAAGAAAAGCCUCUGGAUGCUUUUUCAAAGUCUCAACUCAAUAAAGUUCUUCCCAAUGAGUUUGCGCCCUGGGUUGAUCCUAGCAAGAAGAAUAUUAGUUGCAAGAAAUGCACUGCUGGUUCCAACACUUCUUUAAAGUGUAUGCUUUGUGGUAUAACAAAGCCUCUUGAUCAAUUUGCCAAGAACCAGAGGAGAGAGGCUGAAAAGGCGCGUUGUCUCAAGUGUAUGAAGAAGCGUGCUGAGGAAGAUCCUUGGGCUACUGAACCUGACAGUGACGACGAUGACGAUGAUGAUUACUAG